Messenger RNA from Carica papaya (papaya), 1389 nucleotides. It is a transcript of the gene XTH8, whose product is annotated as xyloglucan endotransglucosylase/hydrolase 8. Gene Ontology annotation, cellular component: apoplast; cell wall. Gene Ontology annotation, molecular function: hydrolase activity, hydrolyzing O-glycosyl compounds; xyloglucan:xyloglucosyl transferase activity. NCBI's taxonomy places the organism in Eukaryota, Viridiplantae, Streptophyta, Magnoliopsida, Brassicales, Caricaceae. The record is from RefSeq and is a predicted model, not a curated record. Gene Ontology annotation, biological process: cell wall biogenesis; xyloglucan metabolic process.
GGCAGCCUGGUUUUCCAAAGAUCUGCAACUCUUAUCACUCCUCUCUCUCUCUCUCUCUCUCUGUAUUAUGUAUACAUACAUAUAUUAUUCGCUAUAGUUUGAUUCCUAAAAUACCCAUGUCGGCUUUGGAAAGGGGGAAAAAAAGAAUUGAAUAUGCACCACUUUUUCUCCAAUUUAUCAUAAUUUUAUGAUCAUCAGUACAUCUUGACAGAGACUGAUAUUCCAGCUGGAGAAAAAACUUAAAAGCAAGCAGCUGCCUACCUCAUUCUCUCCUUCAACUCCAGCGAAGCAUAAUGGAGAGAAGGAGAAGCCCCUCUUCUCCUCCAUUAAUGAUCUCCACCUCUCUUCUCUUCAUUGCAGCUUUAAUGACGGUCUGUUCGCAAUCUUCUGUAACUUCAUCAAAACCAUCCUUCAAAGACAACUUCAGCAUCAUGUGGUCUGAAGAUCAUUUCAAAACAUCUGAAGAUGGCCAGAUCUGGUACCUCUCCUUGGACAAUGACACAGGCUGUGGGUUUCAAACGAAGCAGAGAUACAGAUUUGGGUGGUUUAGCAUGAAGUUGAAGCUGGUCGGAGGUGACUCGGCCGGUGUUGUAACAGCCUAUUAUAUGUGCUCGGAGAAUGGGGCAGGGCCAGAGAGAGACGAGUUGGAUUUUGAAUUCUUGGGAAACAGGAGCGGGCAACCAUAUCUGAUCCAGACGAAUGUAUACAAGAAUGGAACUGGAGGCCGCGAGAUGAGACACAUGCUCUGGUUUGAUCCGACCGAGGACUUCCAUACCUAUUCGAUUCUAUGGAAUAACCAUCAUAUUCUGUUUUUUGUGGAUAGAGUUCCGAUUAGGGUUUACGAGAACAAUGGUAAAUCAAACAAUUUCUUCCCCAACGAGAAGCCGAUGUACUUAUUUUCGAGUAUAUGGAAUGCGGAUGAGUGGGCAACCAGAGGUGGGUUAGAGAAGACAGAUUGGAAGAAAGCACCCUUCGUCUCUUCUUACCAGGAUUUUGCAGUUGAAGGGUGCCAGUGGGAGGAUCCUUAUCCUGCAUGUGUAUCCACCACAACGGAGAAUUGGUGGGAUCAAUAUGAAGCCUGGCAUCUCACAGAUUCUCAGAAAAUGGAUUUUGCCUGGGUGCAGAGAAACUUAGUCAUCUAUGAUUACUGUAAAGAUUCCGAGCGCUAUCCUACAUUGCCAGAAGAAUGUUCGUUGAGCCCGUGGGAUUGAUCAUCAUAAUCACCCACCCACUACUCGUCUAUGUUCUUCAUACUACUCAAUUCACCAACAGUUUGUGGGGAAACCCAUGUCAUUGUAUCAUUGUUGAUGGGUCUUUUACAAUUAAAUUUAUUCAUUUUCGGAUGUAUAAUUAAUCUUACAUUUACUUCAAAUUAUUUUAUUUCCAUUC